Molecule: messenger RNA, 495 nt
Organism: Penicillium oxalicum
Lineage: Eukaryota; Fungi; Ascomycota; Eurotiomycetes; Eurotiales; Aspergillaceae
Exons: 2
Coding region: 1-495 (164 amino acids)
Biological process (GO): symbiont-mediated hemolysis of host erythrocyte
Source: RefSeq, a predicted model, not a curated record
AUGGUUCACGAAACCGCAACCCAGCACAUCUGCCUAUCCAUCUUGAAUGGACUCGAUCACGGCGAUAUCACCAUCCGCAAUAUAGUCACUUUCAGCGGCCAGCCAUAUACCAAAAGCCCCACUCUACGCUUACUAUCCACGGACGAAAUCGCCAAGAUAUCUAUCAGCCCCGGCCAAAGCCAUGUCAUCUCCUUUUGCGGAGCAGGAGCCCUGGGCGUGGGGGUGGAAGGUAUGAUGGACUUGUAUCUUGACCGGUACGAUCGCCAUUUCAACGACGACAAGAAGCAGGAGAAGGAGGGAGAGAGCCAGAGAGACAAUCACACCCGCAUCACGACGCUUUACUGGAACGGGCCAUGGGAGCGGGUAGGUAAUCAAUUUCAUUCCGCGAGUACGCUGGGGGAUCGAUUUUCAGUGACGACUUCGUUGCCGCCAGAGGAAGGCGUUCUUGGAAAUGUCUCGGUCGAGGUGAGACGGUCAGGAGCGAGGUCAUCCUAG